AACUUCGUUGGUUGUAUCCUUUGUGUGCCUUUCAUCCCCUCACCUUUGGGAGUCCUCAGGAAGACUGGCUGGAAGGCAUUCAGCCCUCCCUGCCUAAUCCAUCUGCACAGCGUGAUUUUGGGGUUAUUCUGUGAGUUUCCCAGCCACAGAUUCUGUUUUAUGUGAAUGGGGUUUAUUACAUCUUCUACUUCCUGGCUACCCUCACGAUGAUUGUGUACAAGAGUCAAGUUUUCAGUUACCCAGAUGAUUUUUUGGCUCCAGAUCUUCUGGUGCUUUUCAUCAUGGCCAUUCUGGAAGUGCCUCGACUCUACUUGGGCUCCAAGGGUAACCUGACAGAAGAAGAGGCUCCGCUGGGGCUCAGCCUCGCGCUGACGCUGGGCAGCGUGGGCCUGGCGCUGUAUUUCCUGGCCUGGCAAACCUACGUGCUGCGAGCUGACCUCAUCCUGAACGCUCUGCUGCUCGCCACCUAUGGGCUGGAGUCGGGACUAAAGGUCAUGGCCAUUGCUGCUUUUGUCAGCUAAGCCCUGGCAGGUUUCAACACCUCCUCCGUGCGCUUCUCCUAUAAAAGAGCAGGUUUCUAUUCAAAUAUUGAACCCUCCUGCAGAUAACAAUCCUGUAAACCUCUCCUCUGCUUGGAGAGCAGAUCUGUGAGGGGCAGUGCUGGUAGGUGCCAUGUCCCAGCUGGCAGCUGUGUUCACUUAUUUAUGGGCAAAGGCAAGAGAUGAUGUCCAGCAGGUCAAGGGCGGUUCUACUCCCCCUCUACUCUGCCCUGGUCAGACCACAUCUGGUGUGUUGUGUCCAGCUCUGGGCUCCCCACAUCAAGAGGAAGAGGGAUA
Dryobates pubescens (Downy woodpecker) is the source of this 836-nucleotide messenger RNA. RefSeq names its product transmembrane protein 80 (gene TMEM80). Gene Ontology annotation, biological process: non-motile cilium assembly. Gene Ontology annotation, cellular component: ciliary transition zone. The record is from RefSeq and is a predicted model, not a curated record. NCBI's taxonomy places the organism in Eukaryota, Metazoa, Chordata, Aves, Piciformes, Picidae. The coding region runs from base 207 to 521 and encodes 104 amino acids. The transcript is spliced from 4 exons.